Aquila chrysaetos chrysaetos is the source of this 3275-nucleotide messenger RNA. It is a transcript of the gene TMEM9, whose product is annotated as transmembrane protein 9. Bases 1202 to 2122 code for a protein of 306 amino acids. NCBI's taxonomy places the organism in Eukaryota, Metazoa, Chordata, Aves, Accipitriformes, Accipitridae. Gene Ontology annotation, cellular component: lysosomal membrane. The record is from RefSeq and is a predicted model, not a curated record. The transcript is spliced from 6 exons.
GUGCAAGUGCCCCUUUGAACGUACGCUGUCAGACUUGGAAAGAAUUAGGAGUAAUUGCCCUUUGCGUGGCCGCUGGUGUUUUACAGUUCAUGAUGGGUGGACUCUGUCUAGGUGUCAUUCCAAGUUUUUAUUUUGUUGCUGGCAAACAUGGUAUAAUAGAUCACGUGUUUUCCCCUGCUUUUAUUAAAAAUGACAGUUAUGAGUUGUUUGGAUGAUCUGAAUUUAGUUGAGGAGGCUAAAACUAAAUUCCAGGUAUGCGCUCCAUUGUUGAGUUGAAAAUUCAAACAAGUAGUAGUCCAAAAACACUUACAAUGGGGAAUGUGCACUGUGCGGCUCAGAUAAGUCAUAUGUUAACCAGCAUUUCUGAUGAAGAGCUAAAACCCUGACGUGCAAGGGUGUCUCCAAAGAAAGAACCAUUGUUUGAGGAGGUUUCUGCUAACUGGGGUGCAAAGGAUUAAGAAAUCCUGCAAUAAGCUGAUACGACUGGAAUGCAUUUUGAUGGUUUUUGGCAGGUCAGCUUGUUAGAAGUGGCUGGUGUUUUGUUUAGAUAAAGAGGAGAGGAACUUGUUGUUUGUAAUCCAUAACAUUAAUUUUUAGAGUGUUGACAUGAGAUAAAGCAAACGGUGAUAGAAUAUUCCAGUGAUGUAAAUACUAAUGGAAUUAUGUUAGGUAAUACAGCAUAAGUAUCUGGAGUUAGCUGUGGGAUUACAUGUGCCGUAUGGAGCUCAUUAAUGAAGGUGUAAAUUACCUUCCCUGAAUAAAGCUGUGCUGAAGUGGCUUUUCAGAGCUCUCCCCAAGGUGGCACCACGAGGCCUGCUGUGCCUUUUGUCUCCCAAUGAGCUGCCGUUGCGAAUGUGAAUGCUAGCCUUGUUAAGACUAGCUUUGCUUUUUGUGGCAAAGAAUAUGAGCUCAUGUUCUUUUGGAUUUGUGCAAACACACGUCUCUAGAACAGCUUUAUCUAUGCAUAUGUAGCAAAAGGCAUAUAAUGAAUUCACCAAGCUAGCAACUUGAAAUAAUUUUAAAAAAAUAGGGGUUUACUGAACAGGUAUCUUGGGGUAAAGGAGGUUUAGGAAUCAGUAAAUAUUCCACCCCCUUCCUGUAGUUCAUGGCUUGUGAGAGAGGAAAAUAUGCUGACCCCUUCAAAAGCAAAACUUUGACUAUCAGAAGAUGAAUGAUUUAAAAUUUAUUAUACAGUACAGCAAUGAGGCCCAGUGUACUUCUUUGUCACUCUUGGUGCGGUGUUUUCCUCAUUCUGUAUCUUUUACUGAGCAAAACUAUCAGUAGCAGAAUACCUGUUGCAGAGCUCUGCAAUAGUAAGAGAGUAACAGGAGGUUACAUGGAGUUGCAGAAGUCAAAUUGUAAGGAAGUCAGCAAUAUUUUUUUGCAGGACUGUGGUAGUUUGGACGUGUGGCUCUGGACGGUGGAAGCUUUUUUGAUAGGAGUGUUUCUUGUGAUCUGUGUAAAGUGUUUCCAGGAGUUUUUGACUGGCAUCAGCCUUGAUUUGGCGAUAAAUUUCUACUUCCUGGGCAAAAUAGAGGUUUCCAUGAUGUUUACCCAGUGCACCCGGAAGUGUGCAAGCUCCGUGCUCCUGAUUGUGCUGCUGUGCUGCAUCCUUUCUCCUCCAGCACAAGCCAGCAAGAGCUCGGAGGACAUCCGCUGCAAGUGCAUCUGUCCCCCGUACCGGAACAUCAGUGGGCACAUUUACAACAAGAAUGUGUCGCAGAAGGACUGCAACUGCCUGCAUGUUGUGGAGCCAAUGCCGGUGCCAGGGAAUGAUGUGGAGGCCUACUGCCUGCUAUGUGAAUGCAAGUAUGAGGAGCGCAGCACCACCACCAUCAAGGUGAUCAUCAUCAUUUACUUGUCUGUGGUGGGGGCACUGCUGCUUUACAUGGCUUUCCUUGUGCUGGUGGACCCCCUGAUCCGGAAGCCAGAUGCUUAUACCCAGCCCCUGCACAAUGAGGAGGAGAAUGAGGAUGCUCGCUCCUUGGCCCCAGCCCCCACCCCAUCUGGUGCUAGAGCCAACACAGUGCUGGAGAGGGUGGAGGGGGCCCAGCAGCGCUGGAAGCGCCAGGUGCAGGAGCAGAGGAAGACCGUUUUUGACCGCCACAAGAUGCUGAGCUAGAUCUUUGCUGAGCUAUGCAGCACCACUUCCCAAGAGACAAGGUAGCUCCGCUGGUCGAGACGGACAGCAAGCCAUCCUUCAGGACAUCCCUGGUGUUUGACUAAAAGCUCUAACCCUCUCUGAUUUACCGUCUUCAUAGAGAGAAGCAGACCAAAACGCUUGCCUCUGGUUUUGUCCCCUUGCCCUUUACCUCUUAGCCCAGAGGCUCCUUAACCCUUGCCCGGCUGAGAUCUGUGCUGAUCGUUAGCCCCGUGGCUGCAUGUAAAUGGUCGGUCGUAUGCAGUGCUGCCGCCCGGGUUCACGCGCUGACUCGAGCGGGGGCUGCAGCUCCAGCACGCUGUGCUCGGCUGGACCCUGCAGGCACCACUUGCUAGGACUGAAGUCUCCGUCAGCCCACCCCCACAUCAGAGACAGGGGUCUCAGUACAGAGUGUUGGAAGCUGGCUGAGUCUUUCUGAGAUGAAAAUAGUGGGAUAAUUUUUAUGUGGGAUAAAUUAUGUGCCACUCCUCCAGGAUGAAGAAGCCUUCUCCUCCUCCAGUUUGCACCGAUGUUAAGCAGGUGUUGUGGUGCUGAAACAAGUGUAUUGCACUAGAAGGAAGAGGAGGGGGUUCCCUGCCAGUGGUCAGCUGCUGCUUGCACUUACCCUGGUGUAAACAGAGUGGAUUUCCACUCUCUUCAGUGGAAUCUGUCCAGAUUUACACCAGCAUAACUGAGAUUGCAGCUUGUUUCUGCGUAGGUGAAUAUCACAAAACUGAUCAGUACAUUCACAAGUAAAAGACCAACAACAGGUAAAAGGUUGAUUUAAGUUUAUAUCUUUUCCUGCUUUAGCAGUGGAUAAAAACAUACUGGGGAGAAAGCUUUCUGUUUGUACCCAUGCUGGUGAGCCUUGAUACUCUCACAGUGUGCUCAGGAGCAUUUGUGUCCCAGAGAACUGGGGCAAAGGCUCUACUGGAGCACUGUAAACACUUGUCUGGGACUUGGGGCCCUGGAAAGGGGACACUUGUGCUACUCAAAACACUCCCAGAGGUCUGACUGUACUUGGGCUGUGUGGAGGAAACUGAGGUGAUUCUGCAAUGUGUAUAUUUAUAAUGUCAGGGAAGUGCUAGAGUUUAUCAUGUAGCAUCUCUCUGUAUUAAAUGCAGACAAAGAUCUA